Messenger RNA from Adineta ricciae, 999 nucleotides. The record is from the annotation of a GenBank genome assembly. Lineage: Eukaryota; Metazoa; Rotifera; Eurotatoria; Adinetida; Adinetidae.
AUGGUCAUUCAUACAUCCAAGACCGACCUUCGCUGUCAUUCUCGUCUACACACCUGCAUAAUUACCAAUUCGAUUCUCAAACCACCUACUGAACAUUCAUGUAAAUCCAAUGCAAUUGCUCAUGAAGCUCGUGUUUUUUCUCAACAAGUAGCCGAACGGGCUUUAAACACACAGGAAACGCCUGAAGCAAUUAUCACUAAUUGCUACAAAAAUAUGUCAGAUCCGUCGAUCGCUCGUCUUCCAGUGCGCGAAAAUAUUAAACGUCGAAUUCGAAUUCUUCGCCAAAAUAACCAAUUAGUGAAAGAACCGAAUGAUCCUAAAUUUUUAUCGGUUCCAAAUGAACUAACUUUAACUCAUCGAAAAGAAAGAUUUCUUUGUUCUGACACAGGCCCAGGUGAUGAUCGAAUAUUAAUCUUCGCAAGUCCUGAACAAUUACAAAUUUUACAAACGUCUGAAGAAUUCUUAGUUGACGGCACAUUCAAAGUUGUUCCUGAAAUCUUCUAUCAACUGUUUAUUAUCCAUGCUGUUUAUCGUAAUUAUGUUGUUCCUGUGAUUUAUGCUUUAUUAAGACGAAAAAAUACUGAUACUUACCAACGUUUAAUUGACGAAAUCCUUAAGAUUGCUCCAAAUUGGUCGCCUCGCUUGAUAAUGAUGGACUUUGAACAAGCAUCUAUUAAUGCCUUUCAAACCAAAUUUCCAAUUAUACAUCUGUCAGGAUGUUAUUUUCAUCUUCGCCAAAGUAUCCAUCGAAAACUACAGGAACUCCGUCAUCAAACUGAAUAUCAAAAUGAUACUGUAUAUACGCACAACAUUCAUAAAAUUGCAGCAUUGGCGUUUUUGGAACCCAGCUCUGUCGUUGAUCGAUUUGAAUUAUUAUGUGAAGAACUAGGUGAGGGAUAUGAUGAUAUUUUAGAUUACUUUGAAUCAACGUAUAUAGGUAAGCACUACUGUGGUUUUGAAUUAAUAUCCUUUCUAUACAUUUGUUAUCAGGAAAGUUAA